This is a messenger RNA of Musa acuminata AAA Group (dessert banana), 2453 nucleotides long. RefSeq names its product TOM1-like protein 9. Lineage: Eukaryota; Viridiplantae; Streptophyta; Magnoliopsida; Zingiberales; Musaceae. The transcript is spliced from 10 exons. The record is from RefSeq and is a predicted model, not a curated record. Gene Ontology annotation, biological process: protein transport to vacuole involved in ubiquitin-dependent protein catabolic process via the multivesicular body sorting pathway. Gene Ontology annotation, molecular function: phosphatidylinositol binding; ubiquitin binding. The coding region runs from base 271 to 2322 and encodes 683 amino acids.
AUAAAAGGUUCGAGACGGGGAGAGAUCCAUAUAGAAGUGGCUAAAGAAACACCGACUCGAGUGGGAGAAAGGGGAAAGGAGAUUCGAUCUGGAGCACGCGUCUGCCGAUCGGGAGACGCCGCCAUCGCCGCUUGGCUUCCCGGUUCUUCCAUAGAUUUCCGAUUCCUGUCAUCAGGGUUGGCGUGGCUCGGGUAGGACUCGCCGGAACCCGUUCGGAUCUCGUCGGAGGGGUCGAGCUAUCGGUCGAUCGGGUUUUCUGGGGCCGCAGGGAUGGCCGGCGCUCUGGUGGAUCGUGCGACGAGCCAUAUGCUGAUCGGCCCGGAUUGGGCGAUGAACGUCCAGAUCUGUGAUAUCCUCAAUCGUGAUCCUGGACAAGCAAAGGAUGUUGUUAGAGGCCUCAAAAAGCGUAUUGGUCAUAAAAAUCCUAAAGUUCAGCUGCUUGCACUAACACUGUUGGAAACAGUUACAAAAAGUUGUGGUGACAUUGUCCAUAUGCAUGUUGCUGAGAAAGACAUACUCCAUAAGAUGGUCAAGAUUGUAAAGAAGAAGCCAGAUUUGCAAGUCAAAGAGAAAAUUUUAGUAUUAAUUGACACUUGGCAAGAAGCAUUUGGUGGCCCUCGUGCAGCAUAUCCACAAUACUAUGCUGCAUAUCAGGACCUGUUGCAAGCUGGAGCUGUAUUUCCGCAGAGGACUGGGAGGUCUGCUUCUAUAUUUACUCCACAAAAUCAGCCUUUGACAUUGUAUCCUCCAUCUGCACGGAGUACUGAUGAUCACCAAGAAGUGCCUGAAACAUCAGUCGGAUCUGAUUUUCCUGCUUUAAGCCUGACAGAAAUUCAAAAUGCUCGUGGCAUCGUGGAUGUUCUUGCUGAGAUGUUGAAUGCCAUAGACCCUGGGAACAGAGAGGGGCUCAGACAGGAGGUUAUUGUUGACCUUGUUGACCAGUGUCGAACUUACAAGCAGAGGGUAAUGCAGCUUGUCAACACAACCACAGAUGAGGAGCUUCUUUGUCAAGGACUUGCUCUUAAUGAUGACUUGCAGCGUGCACUCGCCAAACAUGAUUCUGUUGCAGCAGGGAUUGCCGUUCAGGUGGAGAAGCCAAAAACCCUUAAAGCACUUGUAGAUGUUGAUGAUUCUGCAGCCAGCAAAGACACAGAUCAAAGGUCCAGCACAGGCACCAGUAGCAACCAGCCUCCUCUUCAGCAAUUAUCAUUGCCGGCACCUCCAGUCUCCAAUAGUUCUGCAACCUCAUUAGCAAUAGUUGAUCCAAACAUAGAUCUUCUCAGCGGAGAGGAUUAUAGUAAACCUGCAACUGAGAAUAUGCUAGCCCUUGUUCCUGUCAGUGAACCACUUACUAAUUCUGCUUCUGACCAAAACAUCUUAGCCCUUUCAGACAUGUUUUCCAACACUAGUGCUCAAGUGAACAAUAACAAUCCUACAAACGUUUCUGAUUCUUCAUUGACAUUGUCAGCCCCACAGGCUUAUCCUUCUGUAUCACCACUUCAGCUGCAGCCCCAGCUGGUGCAGCAGCCUGCCCCUUAUCCUAAUGGAAACAACCCAGGACCACCUCGAUAUGAGCAUGCGAUUAAUGAUGGUUCACAGUUAAACCAAGCAAAUACUGUGUGGAAUGGUCAAGUUAUUCCCAGCUUAACAUCACAGCAGGCAACACAAGGUUAUGGUAUAAAUGACCAAAAUGGAAUUCUUCCUCUACCCCCUUGGCAAGCUCAACCUGUGCGGACUACUGAAUUGCCUAAUUUGCAGCCUCAACCUAUGCAAAAUGGCCAUCUUGGAGGUGUGAAUUCUUUACCGGGGCCAAUUAACCAACCCGGAAGCAUGCAACUCCAAGCCCCCCAAUCCAUGCCGGGCAGCUUUAUGGGGGUAAUGCAUCCGCAAUUUAUGUUAGGAACACAGUUUGGAGGUCUGCAACCGCAGUUUGUGCAGGGUAACCAAUAUGUGGGGCAGAACGGUCAGAUGACUGCUAUAUAUUCGCAGCAAAUGCUCGGAGGACAUUUGCCUGCUAUCAAUCAGCAAACUCUCUCCGGCGUCCAGAUGACCGGUUAUGGGUACAGGAGGCAACCAGAGUCCCAGUUCUAUGAUCCAAGGGUUACUGCAUACAAUUAUUCCAGCCCAGAGGAGAUUUCCCAGAGGAUGUAUGGGCUCUCCAUGCAAGGCAAUAGCAUGUUUGUGAAUAAGACUUCUUCCAACCAGAGCUCAAUGCCCUCUUACCUGCAUCAAUCCAACAUGCCAUCAAAGCCUGAUGAUAAACUUUUUGGUGAUCUUGUUAAUAUGGCCAAAGCAAAGCAAAAUAAAGUUGGAAGCCUGUAAGAUCAGCUUGGGACCAUUUUAAAUUGUCUUUGGCAUUCUUUUAUGUUUCUGUACUUGUUCCAAUGGUUUUUGUUAUAUAAAUUUGUCUUUCGAUCGCGGAUCUCAUGCUGAAUGAUUUCCCGACAGAUUAA